Pistacia vera is the source of this 1240-nucleotide messenger RNA. RefSeq names its product peroxidase 24-like. The transcript has 4 exons. The record is from RefSeq and is a predicted model, not a curated record. Lineage: Eukaryota; Viridiplantae; Streptophyta; Magnoliopsida; Sapindales; Anacardiaceae. Gene Ontology annotation, cellular component: plant-type cell wall; plasmodesma. Bases 34 to 1050 code for a protein of 338 amino acids. Gene Ontology annotation, molecular function: heme binding; peroxidase activity. Gene Ontology annotation, biological process: response to oxidative stress; hydrogen peroxide catabolic process.
UUCUUGUUGAUUUCUAUUCUACAACCAGCAGAAAUGACGUCUAGAAAUAGCAGAUUCAUUUUAAUGGUUUCUCUUCUUGUGUUUAGUGUGGUUCGGGUUUGUAAUGCAGAAGGGCCGGCGUUGGUUCAGAACCAAUACGAGACAAGUUGUCCAAAAGCUGAGGAGCUUGUGAGGAACAUCACAUGGAGACAACUUAAAGCUAGACCUGUUUUGGCUGCUAAACUGCUUAGACUGCAUUUCCAUGAUUGUUUUAUUAGGGGUUGCGAUGGUUCUAUAUUGCUGGAUGCGGUGGACAAUGUCACCAAGGCUGAAAAGGAUGCACUAGCUCAUACAACCCUGCAAGGUUAUGAUGAAAUUGAUGAAAUCAAAACUGAAAUAGAGAAGCUCUGUCCUGCAGUUGUUUCCUGUGCUGAUAUUCUCGCCUUGGCUGCUCGUGAUUCUGUUUCCUUCUUGCCUUAUCUUGAUUAUGAUUCCAUCCCGCCGUUUAAGCCUUUGUGGCCUGUGCUUACUGGAAGAAAAGAUGGCAAUAUUUCCCUUGCAUCUGAAGUCACUGGAGACAAUAUCCCUUCAUCAUUCUCAAACUUCACCACACUUCAUAAUUUAUUUGCCAGUAAAGGUCUUGACGAUGACGAUCUUGUCGCUCUAUCAGGUGCCCAUACCAUUGGUGUUGCUCGUUGCGCAACGUUCUCAAAUAGGCUUUACAACUUUACCGAAAACAGUGAUGUCGAUCCUUCCCUAAAUGCAACUUACGCUGAAUUCCUAAAAGUUCAGUGCCCACCGAAUAAUCGUGCCACAACUGUUGAAUUUGACCCUAAUAGUUCCUCCACAUUUGAUAGCAAUUACUUCAAUAUCCUGCUCCAAAACAAGGGCCUAUUGCAAUCUGAUGCUGCACUGCUUACGGAUAAAAAUGCAGAAAAGAAAGUGGAGAAGCUUCAGAAGUCAAAAGAUUUCUUCAAGGCUUUUGCUGAUUCUAUGAAGAAGAUGGGAAACAUAGGAGCAGGAAAUGCUGGAGAAAUCAGGAAACAAUGUCGCCUGGUGAAUCCUCAAUGAACAUAAGAAUCUACCAUUUCUCACUUCAUCGGUCACCUCGGACGUGCUGACUUUUUAUACAUGUUUACUAAUAUUUUGUACGCAUGAUGAAUAAUAAAUUGUAAUAUUACGUAUAGCUACGUACAGCAAAUGUAUCGUAUGUCGCUACAAGUAAUGAUUUCUGAAAAUAAUAAAAGCAUGUGUUAAUUUU